Molecule: messenger RNA, 6290 nt
Organism: Drosophila guanche
Lineage: Eukaryota; Metazoa; Arthropoda; Insecta; Diptera; Drosophilidae
Gene: arr
Product: low-density lipoprotein receptor-related protein 6
Exons: 7
Coding region: 183-5243 (1686 amino acids)
Molecular function (GO): protein binding
Source: RefSeq, a predicted model, not a curated record
CACUGGCAGUAAAUUCGACGCACACAAAAACAAAGCAGCGCAAGGUGUAAUCCGUGAAAAUACUUUUGUGUGCUAUAGAUAAUGAUUAUUUGUGCCUAACAAAACCCGUGGAGACGAUCGGUUCGUUUCGGUUAUUUUUACUCCAAAUGUCUUGGAAUUUCUGAGAUUGUGUCCAUAAGAAAAUGGCCCGUGAGCCAUUCAGAAAUCAUACUAAAACCGAACUCCAACUGUGCCAACUUACAAUCAAAUAUACAACGAAAGCAAAAAAAUGUGCAAAUUCUAGUACUCAUGGAGGUGGAUGGAGUCCACCCUUGGUGAUCGGCUUUCUCCUGAUGUGCUUUGGCGUCUCAGAUUCUCUUCAGUACAAAAAUGUGCAUGGGCCCAUCUCCUCGUCGCUGGUGUCCACCUCGUCGUCUUCGUUGUCGUCGUCAUCCUCGAAUGCGUUCAUCAACACGCCGGCGACGCUGCUGUUCACCACAAGGCAUGAUAUACAGGUGGCAAACAUAACCCGGCCGACGGGUGGGCCGCAGAUCGAUGUGCUGGUGAGGGAUCUGGCCGAGGCCAUGGCCAUUGACUUUUACUAUGCGAAGAAUCUGGUCUGCUGGACGGAUUGCGGCCGGGAGGUGAUCGAGUGUGCGCAGACGAACUCCUCCACGCUGCUGCCGUUGUCGAAGGCGCCGAAGCAAACUGUGAUAUCGACGGGGUUGGACAAGCCCGAGGGCCUGGCCAUUGACUGGUAUACGGACAAGAUCUACUGGACUGAUGGCGAGAAGAAUCGCAUCGAGGUGGCCAGCCUGGAUGGCAAGCACCAGAAGGUACUCUUCUGGACGGAGCUGGAUCAGCCGCGAGCCGUGGCCGUGGUGCCCGGCAAGCGUCUGCUCAUCUGGACGGACUGGGGCGAGUAUCCGAAGAUCGAGCGGGCCAGCAUGGACGGUGAUCCCCUGUCGCGCAUGACCCUCGUCAAGGACAAUGUGUUCUGGCCCAACGGUCUGGCCGUGGACCUAAAGAGCGACCUCAUCUACUGGACGGACGGCAACAAUCGGUUCAUCGACGUGAUGAAGCUGGACGGCAGCAACCGGCGGACGAUAGUCAACAAUCUGAAGUAUCCCUUCAGCCUCACGUACUUCGACAACCGCCUGUACUGGACGGACUGGCAGCGGGGCUCCCUCAAUGCCCUCGAUCUGCAGACGCGCGAGCUGAAGGAGCUGAUCGACACGCCCAAGGCCCCGAAUUCGGUGCGUGCCUGGGACGCAUCGCUGCAGCCGUACGAGGACAAUCCCUGUGCCCACAACAAUGGCAACUGCUCGCACCUCUGCCUGCUGGCCACCAAUCCGCAGGGCUACAGCUGCGCCUGCCCCACGGGCGUCAAGCUGAUCAGCGGCAACAGCUGCGCCAAUGGCUCCCAGGAGAUGCUGUUCAUUGUGCAGCGGACGCAGAUCAGCAAGAUCUCGCUGGACUCGCCGGACUACACCAUCUUCCCGCUGCCCCUGGGCCGGGUGAAGUAUGCGAUUGCCAUCGACUACGAUCCCGUGGAGGAGCACAUCUACUGGUCCGAUGUGGAGGCCUACACGAUCAGGCGUGCCAAGGCCGAUGGCACGGCUGUCACCGACUUUGUCACCUCCGAGGUGCGCCAUCCCGAUGGCCUGGCCCUCGACUGGCUGGCCCGCAAUCUCUACUGGACGGACACGGUGACGGAUCGCAUUGAGGUGUGCCGCCUGGACGGCUCCGCUCGGAAGGUGCUCAUCUACGAGCAUUUGGAGGAGCCACGAGCCAUUGCCGUGGCCCCAUCGCUGGGCUGGAUGUUCUGGAGCGACUGGAACGAGCGCAAACCGAAGGUGGAGCGUGCCUCCCUCGACGGCUCCGAGCGUGUGGUGCUCGUGUCCGAGAAUCUCGGCUGGCCCAACGGCAUCGCCCUGGACAUUGUGGCCAAGACGAUCUACUGGUGCGACGGCAAGACCGACAAGAUCGAGGUGGCCAACAUGGAUGGCUCCGACCGGCGUGUGGUGAUCAGCGACAACCUCAAGCAUCUCUUUGGCCUGAGCAUCCUGGACGACUACCUCUACUGGACGGACUGGCAGCGGCGCUCCAUCGAUCGGGCGCACAAGAUCACGGGCAAUAAUCGGAUUGUCGUCGUGGAUCAGUAUCCCGAUCUGAUGGGCCUCAAGGUGACCCGUUUGAGGGAGGUGCGGGGCCAGAAUGCAUGCGCCGUGGGCAAUGGAGGCUGCUCCCAUCUCUGCCUGAACCGGCCCCGCGACUACGUCUGUCGCUGUGCCAUCGACUAUGAGCUGGCCAACGAUAAGCGAACGUGCGUGGUGCCGGCCGCCUUCCUGCUGUUCUCCCGCCAGGAGCACAUUGGCCGCAUCUCGAUAGAGUACAACGAGGGGAACCACAACGACGAGCGGAUACCCUUCAAGGAUGUGCGCGAUGCGCACGCCCUGGACGUGUCGGUGGCGGAGCGGCGCAUCUACUGGACGGAUCAGAAGAGCAAGUGCAUCUUCCGGGCCUUCCUCAAUGGCUCCUAUGUGCAGCGGAUCGUGGACUCGGGCCUGAUUGGGCCGGAGGGCAUUGCCGUCGACUGGCUGGGCAGCAACAUCUAUUGGUCCGAUGCGGAGGCCCGUCGCAUUGAGGUCGCCCGCCUCGAUGGCAGCAGUCGGCGCGUGCUCUUGUGGAAGGGUGUGGAGGAGCCGCGUUCGCUGGUCCUCGAGCCGCGACGCGGCUACAUGUACUGGACAGAGUCGCCCUCGGACUCCAUACGACGCGCCACCAUGGACGGAGCCGAGCUGCAGACGAUCAUAGCGGGUGCCAAUCAUGCGGCGGGACUGACAUUCGACCAGGAGACGAGGCGUCUCUACUGGGCCACACAGUCGCGGCCAGCGAAGAUCGAGAGCGCCGACUGGGAUGGCAAGAAGCGGCAGAUAUUGGUCGGCAGCAGCGACACCGACGAGCCGUAUGCGGUCUCCCUGUACCAGGAUUACGUCUACUGGAGCGACUGGAACACCGGCGACAUUGAGCGGGUGCACAAGACGACGGGCCAGAACCGCAGCCUCGUCCAUUCGGGCAUGACGUACAUCACCUCGCUGCUGGUAUUCAACGACAAGCGACAGGUGGGCGCGAAUGCGUGCAAGAUGAACAACGGCGGAUGCUCCCAUUUGUGCCUGGCCCAGCCCGGCAGACGUGGCAUGACCUGUGCCUGUCCCACCCACUACCAACUGGCCAAGGACGGUGUCUCCUGCAUUCCGCCCAAGAACUACAUCAUCUUUAGCCAGCGGAACAGCUUCGGCCGACUCCUGCCGAACACCACAGACUGCCCGAAUGUGCCGCUCCCAGUGUCCGGCAAGAAUAUUCGAGCAGUCGACUAUGACCCGAUCUCGCAUUACAUCUACUGGAUCGAAGGCAGAAGUCACAGCAUCAAGCGUUCGCUGGCAAAUGGCACAAAGGUGAGCCUCUUGGCCAACUCCGGGCAGCCUUUCGACAUUGCCAUCGACAUUAUUGGGCGGCUGCUCUUCUGGACAUGCUCCUACUCCAACAGCAUUAAUGUCACGAGCUUCCUGGGUGAAUCCGUGGGCGUCAUCGAUACUGGGGACUCGGAGAAGCCGCGCAACAUUGCCGUGCAUGCCAUGAAGCGUCUGCUCUUCUGGACAGAUGUCGGCAGCCAUCAGGCCAUCAUACGUGCCCGUGUCGAUGGCAACGAGCGCAUGGAGCUGGCAUACAAGCUGGAAGGAGUAACGGCCCUGGCCCUGGACCAACAGUCCGACAUGAUCUACUAUGCCCAUGGCAAGCGCAUCGAUAUGAUAGACAUCAACGGAAAGAACAAGAAAACCCUCGUCUCCAUGCACAUCUCGCAGGUUAUUAAUAUUGCCGCCUUGGGGGGAUUUGUGUACUGGCUGGACGACAAGACCGGCGUGGAGCGGAUCACUGUCAAUGGAGAGCGUCGUUCCGCGGAGUUGCAGCGACUGCCGCAGAUCACCGACAUCCGUGCCGUAUGGACACCGGAUGCCAAAGUGCUGCGCAAUCACACGUGUCUGCACAGUCGCACAAAGUGCUCCCACAUCUGCAUAGCCAGCGGGGAGGGUGUGGCACGCAGCACUCGCGACAUCUGCUCGUGCCCCAAGCAUCUGAUGCUGCUGGAGGACAAGGAGAACUGCGGCGCGUAUCCAGCUUGCGGGCCAGAUCACUUUACGUGCGCGGCCCCAGUGGCGGGUAAUAGUGACAUGAACAAGGACUGCAUACCCGCUUCGUGGCGCUGUGACGGCCAAAAGGAUUGCCCCGACAAGUCCGAUGAGGUCGGCUGUCCCACAUGCCGGGCGGAUCAGUUUAGCUGCCAGUCGGGCGAGUGCAUCGACAAGGCUCUCGUCUGCGAUGGCACCACCAACUGUGACAAUGGCCACGAUGAGGCCGACUGCUGCAAGCGGCCAGGAGAGUUUCAGUGUCCCAUCAACAAGCUGUGCAUUUCGGCCGCCCUGCUCUGCGACGGCUGGGAGAACUGUGCCGACGGUGCGGACGAGUCGCCCGAUAUUUGCCUGCAGCGGCGCAUGGCCCCCGCAUCGGAUAAGCGUGCCUUUAUGAUACUGAUUGGGGCCACCAUGAUAACCAUCUUCUCGAUUGUGUAUCUGCUGCAGUUUUGCCGCACGCGCAUCGGCAAGAGCCGCACAGAGCCAAAGGAUGACCAGGCCUCGGAUCCGUUGUCGCCUUCGACGCUCAGCAAGUCGCAGCGCGUGUCCAAGAUUGCCUCAGUGGCGGAUGCGGUGCGCAUGUCCACGCUCAACUCGCGGAACAGCAUGAACUCGUAUGACCGCAAUCACAUCACGGGCGCCUCCAGCUCCACCACGAAUGGCAGCAGCAUGGUGGCAUAUCCCAUCAAUCCGCCGCCCUCGCCGGCCACCCGAUCGCGGCGUCCCUACAGGCACUACAAGAUCAUCAAUCAGCCGCCACCGCCCACGCCCUGCUCCACAGACAUCUGCGACGAGUCCGACUCCAAUUACACGAGCAAAUCGAACAGUAAUAACAGCAACGGCGGAGCGACCAAGCACUCGUCUAGCUCGGCUGCCGCCUGCCUGCAGUAUGGCUACGACAGCGAGCCAUAUCCGCCGCCACCAACGCCGCGCUCGCACUACCACAGCGAUGUGCGCAUCGUGCCAGAGUCCUCCUGCCCGCCAUCGCCGUCGUCGAGGAGCUCCACAUACUUCUCACCACUGCCGCCACCGCCAUCGCCUGUACAGUCGCCCAGUCGAGGUUUUACGUAACGUUUUGAGAUUUACAUCUAAAUGAAUUUAGUUGGAGUUAUGGCUAUGGCGAUUGAGAAACAUUGAGACGAACGGAUGGAUGGAUGGGAAGCGUGUUUUAAUUUUUAAUUUAAUUUAAUUUUCACAAUUCUACUUUCUGUAACGUUUUUAUUUUUAUUUUAUGUUUUUUUUUUGUAAAUAUGUAUGUGUGUUUAUAAUUUGGUCAUUUAAGGCUUUAACUAUUUUUAAAGUUAGUUUAAAGAGCGCCGCCACCGCCCCAUGCCCCCAUACUUCAAUCGAGCUGCGGGCUGGGGCGGUGAAAAUGCCUGGAGGAGGACCUUCUCGAUCUCGUUAAGUUUCAUUUUGCCAGAUACCGAAAUAGAUUGCAGUACAAUGCAUCAUUAAGAUACGCGCCAACAAUAGACUGCAACACAUUUUUGUAAGCGAAAUGCAAUUAUUAGAAAUUAGCCAUAGAUUUUAAAUACGAUACGACACAUAUACGAUACAAUAUAUAUACGAUAAAAGUACAGUAUUUGAUAAGAAAACAAAUUUUAAAAUUCCGAGUGCCAAAUUUUCUGAAAAAAAAGAACAAACAAUGAAUGCCAGAAAUUUCCACAAAAGAUUUCGUCGUAUCUACAAAUAAUUUCAGCCGCUGAUCCGAAAGCAUUUAUGUACGUACCACUUGGAGACUUACUUUAAUAUGCAUUUCUGUUGGCAAGUGUAUGUAAAUAGUUGAUACUUUUGUGAGAGGAAGGAAGCAAUAUUGACGACAGCUGCUCAACUAUGAUGUAUGUAAUUCGAAAUGUCUUCUUAAUCGUUAUAAACACCAAAAAGUGCCUCAAUAAUGUGUGUGUUUUAUUAUUGUUUAUUCUACAUGUAUGCGUAUGUAUAUCCUAUAUGAUUUAUUCGUAGCUAAAACAAAUGAAUAGUUAGUUAUUCAUAUGACAUGUGUGUUUAUUUGUUUUUAAUCAAUACUUAAACAACAAUAAAUAUCAUAUUUAUAGGUAAUUUUAGUAAACGUUAAUUGUAACAAAAGAAUAUACAACAAAUCAUAUUUUUAAAUGUAAA